Penicillium malachiteum is the source of this 744-nucleotide messenger RNA. Its product is annotated as dienelactone hydrolase family protein. The transcript is spliced from 2 exons. The record is from RefSeq and is a predicted model, not a curated record. Lineage: Eukaryota; Fungi; Ascomycota; Eurotiomycetes; Eurotiales; Aspergillaceae. Bases 1 to 744 code for a protein of 247 amino acids. Gene Ontology annotation, molecular function: hydrolase activity.
AUGAGUGUCAGUGAAUGUUGCACAAAAGGCUUCAAAUGGGAUGGAGAACCCAAAGGCCACGAAACCUCUUUAUCAGGAAACAAUACAUACGUGACUGGCACCAACAGCUCAGUCGCUAUACUUGUUAUCCACGACCUCUUCGGGUGGACCUUUCCCAAUAUUCGGCUACUGGCAGACUCGUACGCCGAAGGCGCCAACGCAACAGUCUACGCGCCAGACUUUUUCGGCGGCGAAGUCCUUCCAUCGGACAUAGUAUCCAAAGAUCCUUCAGAAUGGGGCCCUCUUGACCUCGCCGCAUUCUCUGCGCGAAACAGCAAAGAGGUCCGCGAACCGGAAAUAGUCGCAUUCGCCAAAGCUCUCCGAGCACAGUAUAAACGCGUUGCCGCGAUUGGAUUCUGUUAUGGUGGCUGGGCCGUCUUCCGUCUAGGAGCGAAGGCAAAUGCCGGACUAGUGGAUUGUAUCUCAACAGCACAUCCCUCUUGGCUCACGCAAGAGGAGAUUCAGGAUGUCGGUGUUCCCGUGCAGAUUAUGGCGCCAGAGAUCGAUCCAAUAUUUACGACUGAGUUGAGGGAAUUCGCUAAUCGAGUCAUCCCGUCUUUGGGGCUUGCGUAUGAUCUGCAGUAUUUUCCGGGGUUGGAGCAUUCCUUUGCGGUCCGUGGGAAUAGAGAGAAUGAGGCGGAGAUGAAAGGGUUGGAGAGGGCGAAGGAUGCAGCGGUCCAUUGGUUGAAGCAGUGGCUACACUAA